Messenger RNA from Cydia amplana, 3294 nucleotides. RefSeq names its product zinc finger protein 761-like. Gene Ontology annotation, biological process: regulation of transcription by RNA polymerase II. The coding region runs from base 73 to 3261 and encodes 1062 amino acids. Gene Ontology annotation, molecular function: chromatin insulator sequence binding. The record is from RefSeq and is a predicted model, not a curated record. The transcript has 10 exons. Gene Ontology annotation, cellular component: chromosome. Lineage: Eukaryota; Metazoa; Arthropoda; Insecta; Lepidoptera; Tortricidae.
AUACUGUUCUUGUUUAUGUUUAUUGUAGUUUACCCACGGUUUUCGUCACAAGUUAACUUAUCAACUUAAGCCAUGGCUUCAGACGAGUCCGAUGAUGAGCCACUCGCCAGUAUAGCGGCUGCUAAAAAGCUAAAUCCGGAGAAAUAUUCCGAAGUUACAAUUGAACUCUGCAAAGACGAACCGGCCAAGAAAAAGAAGAAGAAAACCUUUCCUCAAAAGAAAAUGAAUGCUAUGACGAUUAAGAUCAACCGUGCUCUGAAGGCUGUGAUCUCCCCACCGGUCGUGGAAAGGCCUAUGGAUGUCUGGCUAUAUUUAAAAGAUCUUAAUCCAACCGGACCAUACAGUUGUUUGCUUUGCCCGGAUUGGUUUAUAAAUAGAGGCAAAAUGAUUUUACACUAUGUAUUGAAUCAUAAGAAAGACUAUUGUGGCAUAUGCAGAUAUUUUGUACCAGACAGAGAAGCCUGGCAGGCCCACCUCAAGUUCCAUGUGCCCUGGCCCUGCUCACAGUGUGUAAAGAACUUUGAUACCGAAGUCGAGCUUCGUCAGCACUUCAGUGCGGAGCACAACCUGGUCCACUGCCGACUGUGCCAUUUCCGAGUACCUGAUGAUGACCAGUACAACACACACUUGAUACAGAAGCACAGUGUCUCCAACUUGUCUUGCAAAGAUGAGGACACACUUUGGGAAUUUGAGUAUGAAGGCAGUAACAAAUUCCUUUGCUUACUGUGCUCUAAAUCAAACAAUCUAAGCACAAUGUUCUUUAAUCAUUACAUGGGCUACCACCAUUACACUCUCAAAUGUCUAAGUAGCAUACUCUCCGGUAGAGAUCUACCUUUUGUUAUAAGCGGAGCUGAUGUUAGUCCGCAGUUCAUUGAUGACCAACUUAAAGAUCAAAGUAGAGUUGGUUACGUAGACCUACAGAAAAAUACCGAUGAAAAUAUCAAUGAAGAUCAUAGUGACAAUGAGUCAGAUCUAUUUAAAGUGCUCAUACCAGAAAUAAAACAGGAAGCCAUUAGUGAAACGGAGGAAACGGAAACACCUAGCGAAGAAAAGCCUAAAGGAAAGAUAAAGAAAGUCAGAGAUGCGAACGACAUUGGAAAUGUUUAUAAAGGUGACGAAGACUUUGAUAUUACGUUAACAGAGCUAAUAAUCUUACAAAAAUGCUACUUUGAAUAUGUAAACCGAACUUUAAAUGACAUAAACUCCAAUUUGGUUCCUGAAGUUUCUGACAUAGACUAUGCUACAGCAAAACCUGAUCUUCCAAGUGAUAUAAUCUGCUCACUUUGUAAGAAUAAGUAUGAUAAUAUGCAGGCUUUUAUGACUCACAUGAUUAAAAAUCAUUUUAUGAAGGUAGCACCAAUAUUUUCAUGCAGGGUGUGCACAGCUACAUUUGAAAGCCAGAUGGAGUUGGACAGUCAUGUAACUGAGGAGCUAGGUGAUUUUGAGGAUCUGUGGAUCUGUCAGUUUUGUGACAAAGAAUUUGACAAUAGAGAAGACACAAGGAAACAUCUAAAUGAACACUGGGAGUCAAUGGAGUUUGACAACUGUUUUAGUCCGCAUUUGGGCUUCAAAUGCAAGUAUUGUUCAACGCUGUUCUGGAAUGAGACUGAUAGAGAGACGCAUGAAGUUCGUACACAUUUCAAUCAGUAUACGGAUCAGUUUUACAAAUGCGAGGAUUGCUCGGAAACAUUCAGUGACAAGGUUUUCUACAUCCACCACUACAUGGAAAAGCACCACAGCCCCGACUCCCCCACAUACAUGCUAAAGUGCAGUGUGUGCUGCAUCGUCCGUCCCAGUAUUGAGGAGAUGAGGACACACUUUGAGGACAAACAUCCGGACGCGAGGAAGGUCUUCUGUUCAUUGGAUUCUUGCCAGUACCGCCCGCUGAGUCACAGAAAGUCGUUCAAAUUUCAUUUGAGGUCGGUCCACGACCCCACAGCGCGGCCGCAGCGCCCCGCCACCUGCACUAUUUGCGAGCGCGACUUUGUUAGCACUCGCGCCCUCGGCGCCCAUAUGGCGCAGGUCCAUGGCCCGGGCAAGUUCAAGUGCAAACUGUGCAGGGAGGUCAUGCACACGCUGGAUGAGAGAAAACUGCACUACCUGAUCCGUCAUCCCGGCCGCCAUCCAUUCGAAUGCGCAGAAUGUGGCAAAUCGUUCCAAUACAAGUCAUCUCUAUACAUGCACAAGCAAGAACAUUCCCCCAUCAAGCAGAGCUUUACUUGCACCUACUGCUCUAAAGUAUUUGCGAAACGUGACUCCUUCCGCGAGCACCUGCAGAUCCACGAAGGCCCCCGUCAUGCCUGCUCCUACUGCCCCAUGCGUUUCGUGCAACGUUCGAACAUGCUCCGACACGAGCGGAGACACACAGGGGAGAGACCGUACGCGUGCCAACAUUGCCCGAGAACGUUCUCGGAUAAGGGGGCUUGUAACUCACACUCUAGGACACAUUCCAAGGAUACGUCAUACGCUUGCAUCUAUUGCGGACAGACGUUCGUUCAGAAGUCUAAGCUCACCUAUCACAUAAGAAAACAUACUGGGGAAAACUUGGAGACGUGUACCAUCUGUUCGAAACUGUUCACUAGCGCUUGUUCCUUACGCGAGCACAUGAAAAUACACGAGGCCAAGAAGAAAGGAGCGGUUCAGUGCCCUCUCUGUGAAAGGAAAUACCAAGAUGAGCGUUACAUGCUGCGUCACCUCCGCACUUCACACACUAGUACUUCAUUCCCUUGUCCGCUGUGUGACAAGAAUUUGACCAGCAUGGCCGGUUUGCGGCACCACGUGGUCACACACGGUGGCCUCAAUACUUUCCGGUGUAAAUGUUGCCCUAAAUCCUACGCCGUGAAGCGUUCAGUCGUCAAACACCUCAGAAAACGCCACGGCCUGAAGGGCACAGACAUAAACAUCAAAGACUACUUCAAACGCAUAGACCCCCGAGACUGCAAUCUAGGUCUAGACGACGAGGCUAUGACCAAAAUAUUCGGACCACCUAAAAAAACCAUGAACGAUAUACUAAUGGGCGAUUUUGUUACACUCACUGAUAAAUUAACUGGUAAUCAAAAUACAAAUAAUGAUGAUGAUGAUGAUACGAAUGAUGAAGAUGAUAAUGAUGGCAAAGAUUCUGAUGAUAAUGAGAAUGAAAAUGUGCCGGAAGAAAUAAGUACAGUGAUUAUAAAAACUGAAAAGAAAGACCCAGAUGAAUUGGAGCCGACUGAUUUUGUUAGCGUUAAAAUUGAGCCGAUGGACGAAGAAGCAUCGGAAUAAAUAAAAUAAAAUAAUAUCCUCGUAAGGUACAGU